Penicillium macrosclerotiorum is the source of this 774-nucleotide messenger RNA. RefSeq names its product SDR family NAD(P)-dependent oxidoreductase. The transcript is spliced from 5 exons. The coding region runs from base 1 to 774 and encodes 257 amino acids. The record is from RefSeq and is a predicted model, not a curated record. Gene Ontology annotation, molecular function: oxidoreductase activity, acting on NAD(P)H, oxygen as acceptor. Gene Ontology annotation, cellular component: intracellular anatomical structure. NCBI's taxonomy places the organism in Eukaryota, Fungi, Ascomycota, Eurotiomycetes, Eurotiales, Aspergillaceae.
AUGGUUCUAUCUAAGCUUACUCUGGAUGGCAAGGUCACUGUCAUCACUGGUGGAUCAAGGGGGAUUGGUCUAACACUAGCAAAGACAGCCGCUUCUCUGGGCAGCGAUGUUGCAAUUUUAGACGUCGAGGAGCCAGAAACAACACUUCAACAAUUGGAAAAUGAAUAUGGCUCUCGGUUCUUCUUUCAGCGUACGGAUGUUACUUCCAAGCAGAGCCUGGAAGAUGCUUUUCGUUCCGUGAAGAGCAGCUUCAAUCACAUUGACAAUUGCAUUACUUGUGCCGGGGUGGCUCUUGACAAGCCGUUUUUAGACCACGAAUGGGAUGAGUCUCGUCAAAUUCUCGAAAUCAACGUCCUCGGCUCUUUCUUUGCUGCUCAGCUGGCAUCGAAACAAAUGAUUGAGCAGAAGAGUGGGGGCUCCGUGGUGAUGAUCGCCUCAAUUGCCGCUCACUGCGCUAUUCCUUCUCAAUGUGUGUCGAUCUAUGGAGCUUCGAAGGGGGCUAUUAAAUUGUUGGGGAAAACUUUGGCUGUUGAGCUAGCACCGCACAAUGUGCGGGUCAAUACGAUCUCUCCCGGGUUCAUUGCUACCAAGAUGUCAGCGCAGUUUGUUGACAUUCAGCAAGUUUUCAGAACAGUUCCCCCCUUGAAACGGAUGGGCCAUCCUGAUGAUUUGGCCCUUGCAGUGGCAUAUUUACUUGGUGAUGGAUCUUCUUAUACAACUGGGGCGGAUAUUCCAGUAACCGGAGGGCUUCACAAUGGGCGCAUCGAGGUUUAA